UGUUGAGGUGUGUGGAAGAGAUAGGCCAAAGAUGGCGACUAGAGGUCUGCUACUCCCUGCUAAGUAGAGAGUGGAGCAGGAAAUGUGGCCGUCAGACUCAUGAACAGAACUGCUUCCAGGUCAGCCGAUGCGCGCAAGGUCAUGGCAUACACAAAGAACCACUGAGUGCUGAGGGUGCCCGGCACAUGUGUGGCUGGGGCCUGCGGUCGCUCCCAUGCGCCUGGGAGGCUGAAUGCGAGGAGCCUGAUGAGAGCCUGUCUUACCAGUGGCCUGGAGAGCGCCCCACUGCCACCCUGGCCCUGAGACCGAGUGACUGCCUGCAGCUGCGUGCCAUCACUGCCCAGCAUGGACAGGGGCAGCCUCCUGCCCUUCCAGCUCUGGUGCCCCCGGCCCUUCAGCAAGUAUUCCCAGAACCAGCCACACCCACCUUCCGCAGCCCUUAAGUCGCCAAUCUGCCCUGACACCAGCGGCGGCACGGAGCCCGACCACAGGCCUGCGCACUUGGAGAGCGCACCACCCGCCUUGGCUGCAGAAGCCCCUGCCUCCCAGCAUGCUCCACUCCUCUCUACAGCAGCUUCCGGGGAUGAGGGGCGAGUCCUGCUGGACACGUGGUAUGUUAUCAAGCCUGGAAAUACAAAAGAGAAGGUGGCCUUCUUUGUGGCCCACCAGUGUGGCGGAGGUAGCCGGGCUAGCUCUAUGAAGGUCAAAGGGCACUGGGGCAGUGACAGCUCCAAAGCUAAGAGGAGGCGGCGCUGCCUUGAGCCCACUAAGGCUCCUCCAGACCAAGGGGGCCGAGAAGGAACCCCUGCCACUGAGGGGGCCCCCACUUCAUCCGGGGAUGGUGUAGACCUGCUCUCCGUAGCAGAAAUGGUGGCCCUGGUCGAACAGCGAGCCGCCCUGGCCCUGCAGGGUUACCCCCGCCCCAGUACCCCUGCUCCUGUGGUCUUUGUGUCAGCUGAGCAGGGGGGACCAGCCAAGGGGCUGGGGUCAGAAAGGCGGUCUGGUGGUGGGGACUGCAGCCGAGUUGCUGAGGCGGUGGCCCACUUUGAGGCCCAGCGGGACAGCCCUCCAACCAAGGGUCUUCGCAAGGAGGAGCGGCCCGGCCCUGGGCCCGGCGAGGUGCGCAUAGCUUUCCGCAUCUCCAACGUCCGAGAGCCCCAUUCACCCGAUGGCACCUUACCCAACGCGGGUGGAGGGCGGCCCGGUUGUGCCUACCCCGGUAGUCCUGGGCCUGGGACUCGAGCCAAAGACAAAAUCACCUGCGACUUGUACCAGCUUAUUAGCCCCUCCAGGGACGCCCUCCCCAGCAACGUGGAGUUCCUGCUGGCCAGGGCUGAUGAAGCCAGUGAGGGGGAGACACCGGCCCCGGCCAGGCCUGAGGACACCCCGCCAACACCGCCUCCAGCCCCGGCCCGGGACUGUGGCGCAUCAGGAUUCCAUGUAGAUGUGGUGGUGACAGGGGUGGUGGAUGCGUGCAUCUUCUUUGGCAAAGAUGGCACCAAGAACGUGAAGGAAGAGACUGUGUGCCUGACGAUGAGCCCUGAGGAGCCGCCUCCACCUGGCCAGCUCUUCUUCCUGCAGUCCCAUGGUCCCGAAGGCCCUCCUGAGCCGCCCCCAGCUGACACACCAAGCGCAGUGCCAGGCCCCGAUGAUUCCGAGGGCACAACGGACACCUCCCUGUGCCGCCUGUACCGGCACGUGUCACAUGACUUCCUGGAGAUUCGCUUCAAGAUCCAGCGUCUUCUGGAGCCGCGGCAGUACAUGCUGCUGCUGCCUGAGCACGUGCUGGUCAAGAUAUUCAGCUUCCUGCCCACGCGGGCCCUGGCCGCCCUCAAGUGCACCUGCCACCACUUCAAGGGCGUCAUCGAGGCUUUUGGCGUACGUGCCACGGACUCUCGCUGGAGCCGGGACCCGCUCUACCGAGAUGACCCUUGUAAGCAGUGCCGCAAGCGAUACGAGAAGGGUGAUGUGUCCCUCUGCCGCUGGCACCCCAAACCCUACCACCACGACCUGCCUUACGGACGUUCGUACUGGAUGUGCUGCCGCAGAGCCGAUCGCGAGACUCCGGGCUGUCGCCUGGGCUUGCAUGACAACAACUGGGUACUGCCGUGCAGUGGGGUGGGUGGAGGCCGUGCUGGCCGGGAAGAGGGGAGGUGAGGCCCGGGCACGGGGCACCUGCGGUACCUAGCCCCUCCCCACUGUGCCGGGAGCUGGGAGCCAGGACUGAGUCACCAGCUAACACCUACCUGUCCGUGCGGCCGACAUCCCACUAGAACUGGGUCGGGUUUGGGGUCAACAGGGUAAAUACCUUGCUUGACCUCUGUUGGUUUCUAUUCUUCAGAGCCAGGGCCACGGACCCUCAGAGAGGGCUGUGGGGUUUUGUUUUGUUUUUUUGUUUUUGUUUUUUUAAAUCAACAUCUCAAUUUCCCCUCCAUCCAUCGCGACUGCACCCCACCCCAGGGACCCACCUGCAGGGGGCAGAUGGCAGCUAACUCUGGUACCACCUGAGGCUUUCCUCACACUGGCCCUCCGACCUGUGCCUCCCCAGUUGUCUUUGGAGCUGUUUACCAACGCGGCACGCUCUGAGGGCAGCGCUUUCAGGCCCUUAGCUCGCAACUCAAGUCGGCACGUCUUUGAGGCAGCCCGCCAUUUCUAGAUGUUUUCCUCAUUAAAUAAAAAAAAAAAAAAAUGUUUUCUUCUGAACCUCAAACUACCAGUCUCCUUCUCCCCUAUAGGAAAAGGAGGGCUGCCGUCCCCUCGAGCAUAAGAGGGCCCCUGAGCUCUUGUCCCUGACUCUCCUCAGUAAAGCUGUGAAGCCCCUCGCCUCACUGCUGGGUGGCAGGCGGGCCGGAGGGGAAGGCCAGGGGCUGGGUCUCCCCGUGACUCUUGCAUUUGGGGUUCUCUGAGGCAUUAGGGUCUCUGUACCCAUCUCCAGCUACAAGUUUCUUUUGAAUCCCUUGGUUAACCUGGGACGUUGAUUUUGAGGCAGUUUGGUCCAAAAUAAUUUGUUUAGGGUUUUUCCAUGUUUUGGGGUUUCCUUUUGUUUUUUUUCCUUCAUUGUGGUUCCGAAAGCUUCUAGUGUGUGGCAUCUGACCAAUUUUGAAUUGGUCCUUUCUAUAAAAUCAAUAUUUAUAAA
This is a messenger RNA of Apodemus sylvaticus (European woodmouse), 3136 nucleotides long. It is a transcript of the gene Fbxo46, whose product is annotated as F-box protein 46. Gene Ontology annotation, molecular function: protein binding. The transcript is spliced from 2 exons. The record is from RefSeq and is a predicted model, not a curated record. NCBI's taxonomy places the organism in Eukaryota, Metazoa, Chordata, Mammalia, Rodentia, Muridae. The coding region runs from base 346 to 2157 and encodes 603 amino acids.